Molecule: messenger RNA, 1305 nt
Organism: Propithecus coquereli (Coquerel's sifaka)
Lineage: Eukaryota; Metazoa; Chordata; Mammalia; Primates; Indriidae
Gene: MSANTD4
Product: Myb/SANT-like DNA-binding domain containing 4 with coiled-coils
Exons: 3
Coding region: 222-1259 (345 amino acids)
Source: RefSeq, a predicted model, not a curated record
CAGAGGUGCAGCAAAUGGUAAAAGAAGGAAAAAGCCAAGUUUUGACUUCAGUAAUUCCUUCAGGAAUUAUCCAGCCUGCCUCUGCUACUAGAUGAAUGGAAAACUCAGUGAUUUGAACUACGUGACAACAAGGAGUUGUCCUUGGUUUUUGUGCUUUGCAGCAUUCCUCAAAUUCCUUUCACAUCUUCUCUUACUAUAAGAACUGCAUUUAAGUUAAAAAAAUGAAGCAGCUGAAAAGAAAAAGGAAAAGCAAUUUUAGUGUUCAAGAGACUCAGACCCUUUUGAAAGAAAUUACGAAAAGGAAAGAAGUCAUUUUUUCCAAGCAGCUCAACACGACAAUUAACGUGAUGAAACGAAUGGCUUGGGAGGAGAUUGCACAGUGUGUGAAUGCCGUAGGAGAAGGAGAGCAGAGGACAGGGACGGAAGUGAAAAGAAGGUACCUUGACUGGAGAGCACUUAUGAAGAGAAAGAGGAUGAAGGCCAACAUUAAGUUAGUUGGUUCUGGAUUUCCCCUUCCCUCCUCUGAUUUAGAUGACUCUCUCACUGAAGAGAUAGAUGAAAAGAUAGGAUUCCGAAAUGAUGCAAAUUUUGACUGGCAAAAUGUGGCAGAUUUCAGGGAUGCAGGUGGAUCCUUAACUGAGGUCAAGGUGGAAGAGGAAGAAAGGGAUCCCCAGAGUCCUGAAUUUGAGAUUGAGGAGGAAGAAGAAAUGUUGUCAUCGGUCAUACCAGAUUCCAGGAGGGAAAAUGAACUUCCCGAUUUCCCCCACAUUGAUGAGUUUUUUACUCUUAACUCAACACCAUCUAGAUCUGCGUACGAUGAGCCCCACUUGCUUGUCAACAUAGAGAAACAGAAACUAGAGUUGGAAAAACGACGCCUGGAUAUUGAGGCUGAAAGACUGCAGGUAGAAAAGGAACGCCUGCAGAUUGAGAAAGAGAGGCUGCGGCAUUUAGACAUGGAGCACGAGCGGCUUCAGCUGGAGAAGGAGCGGCUGCAGAUUGAAAGAGAGAAGCUGAGGUUACAGAUAGUGAAUUCAGAGAAACCAUCUUUGGAAAACGAACUUGGUCAAGGGGAAAAGUCCAUGCUUCAACCACAGGACAUAGAAACAGAGAAGUUAAAACUUGAGCGAGAACGCUUGCAACUGGAAAAAGAUAGGCUGCAGUUUUUGAAGUUUGAAUCCGAGAAGCUGCAGAUUGAAAAGGAACGUUUGCAAGUAGAGAAAGAAAGACUUCGAAUUCAGAAGGAAGGACACUUGCAGUGAUUUUUCUAGGCCUCCAUUUAGCAAAUAUUUGUAAACUGUAGGUUUU